Heterobilharzia americana is the source of this 1023-nucleotide messenger RNA. NCBI's taxonomy places the organism in Eukaryota, Metazoa, Platyhelminthes, Trematoda, Strigeidida, Schistosomatidae. The record is from the annotation of a GenBank genome assembly.
AUGGGCAACUGCCUAAGGUGUAGAAACAUUGAGUCAUCAUCUGACGUGAGAAAUAACGAUGCACAACGUAGAUCUGAAAGUGAAGCACAUCGAAAUCGUCUACCCCCAUACUAUGAGAAUGAUCCUAUUAUGCAUCCUACCCCUGGUGUUUCACGGCCAAUGUCCCAGUUGACUGAAGAGGAACAAGUAAGAAUCGCUACUCGCAUGGGCUUGAUUUCUACACUGCCACUGUUCAAAUUCGAUGAGUCGAAAAGGGAAAAGCUGUCCGAAUGUAUAAUAUGUAUGUGUGAAUAUGAGGAAGGUGAAGAACUUCGAUAUCUUCCAUGUUUACACACCUAUCAUCGGAUCUGUAUAGAUGAUUGGCUUAUGCGAGCACUAACAUGUCCAUCUUGUUUAGAAGAGAUUCGUCCCAAUUCUCCAGCAAAAGUUCAUUCUAACAACGAUAGUCAAACAGUCACUGUCAAUGGUUCUUCAGAGAUGACUACUUGUACUCCAACAAUUGAAGCUUCUAUUCCUACUUCAUGCUCUCAACAACGACAGGAUAGUCGACCUAUAAAUGAGUCUCGGGGACCUUGUAUUACUGAAUUACGUUCUAGAAAUAUACGCUCUAAUUCCUCUAGUCACUCUCAAACUAUGCAUCGUUUGAUAUUGGGCAAACUAAAAAGUCAUAAUAACAGUAGUGGUGGAGAUAUUUCAGAUAUUCUAAACACUUCACCAACAAGUGUUCAUCCUCUUCCUUCUAAUCCUCAGCCUCAUUAUCAUCGACGUACACGAUCAAUUGGUUCUAGUAGACGAUCUCAUUCUGUGCAUACUCCCAGUGCAAAUUUGCUUGAUACUUAUCGUCGAGGUAAUAGUGUAACAGCUAUUGAUAUGAUUUAUCCUGUACAAUCAAGUGAAGAUAACUUGUUGUCAUCAGUGUUACCAACUAAUCAAAGUGAUUUUCCUAGUCCAAUAAAUACACUGACUCAUCCAACUGUUUUACGACAAUUAAAUGGUGAUUCAAACGAGACUCAACCACAUUAA